UCGCUCUUCAUUCCUCAACUCUCAACUCUCAACUCUCAACUCAAGUUUCAACUCUCAACAAAGAAAACAAAUCAAAUUAAAUCAGAUCACACCUCAGAUUCAGAUCCAUGGAUAACGAGAUCGACGUUCCUCCGUUCUUUCUCUGCCCAAUCUCGCUUGAAAUCAUGAAGGAUCCAGUAACCGUCUCCACCGGCAUCACCUACGACAGAGAGAGCAUCGAGACAUGGCUCUUCUCCGCCAAGAACAACACCUGCCCCGUAACCAAGCAACAACUCUCUUCUUCUGAUUUCUCCGAUCUAACUCCAAACCACACUCUUCGCCGAUUGAUUCAGUCAUGGUGUACCAUCAACGCUUCCCACGGCAUCCAAAGGAUUCCCACACCUAAACCACCGGUCAACAGAAACCAGAUCUCAAAGCUCCUCAAAGAUGCUUCCCGUUCCACCACCGUCAACCAGAUCAAGUGUCUCAGAAAGCUCAAAUCCAUUGCUUCUGGAAGCGAAACAAACAAAAGGUGCAUGGAAGCUGCUGGUGCCGUUGACUUCUUGGCUUCCGUUGUCAACAACAACAUCGAUUGUUCUUCUUCUGAUCAUCACGACGACGACGAUGAUGAUGAAGCUUUGAAGAAUAGUCCCUCCGAUGAAGCACUAAGCAUGCUCUACAAUCUUCAUGUAUCCGAAGCUGGAUUGAAGAAUCUCAUAGGAUUCAAGAACGGAGAGUUUGUGAAUUCUCUAACGAGGAUUUUGCAGAAAGGAACAUACGAUUCAAGAGCUUACGCAGUUUUCUUGCUGAAAUCAAUGUGUGAGGUGGCUGAACCGGUUCACCUUCUUCACUUAAGAACCGAGUUAUUCGUGGAGCUAGUUCAGGUUUUGAAGGACCAGAUUUCUCACAAGGCAACAAAAGCCGCCCUCCACGCUCUGAUCCAGAUCUCUUCGUGGGGGAGAAACAGCCAUGGAGCGGGAUUGGCCAUUGUUUCCAAGAAGAUUCUUAGGGUUUCGACGAUGGCGAACGAUAGGGCGGUGAGGAUUCUUUUGUCCGUGGCGAAAUUCUCCGCGACGCCGGUGGUUGUUCAAGAGAUGCUGAAGCUUGGUGUGGUGGCGAAGCUGUGCUUGAGUCUUCAGGUGGAUAGUGGAAGCAAGACGAAGGAGAAGGCGAGGGAGAUUCUCAAGAUUCAUGCUAAGGCAUGGAAGAAUUCUCCAUGCAUACCUACCAAUUUGGCUUCUGCAUACCCGGCUUUUGCUUAAUUAUUUCAAAAAUUGUUACCUUGUAUAGAAAUUCUUUGGAAAGGAGUAGAAUAAUUAUUUAGGACAAACACAAAAUUGGAAAUUAAAUACAUACGCCCGGGCAUCCAAUUUAAUUGCCCAUGCAUGUAUAAGCUAAGAGAUCUAUCUAGAGAUUAUUCACAAAUUUAAAUGGUUAAUUAUACUCAUUUUUUUCAUCAUUUA
Arachis ipaensis is the source of this 1442-nucleotide messenger RNA. RefSeq names its product E3 ubiquitin-protein ligase PUB23. Gene Ontology annotation, molecular function: ubiquitin protein ligase activity. Gene Ontology annotation, biological process: protein ubiquitination. The record is from RefSeq and is a predicted model, not a curated record. Lineage: Eukaryota; Viridiplantae; Streptophyta; Magnoliopsida; Fabales; Fabaceae.